Molecule: messenger RNA, 1233 nt
Organism: Triticum turgidum subsp. durum (durum wheat)
Lineage: Eukaryota; Viridiplantae; Streptophyta; Magnoliopsida; Poales; Poaceae
Source: the annotation of a GenBank genome assembly
AUGGUCGGAAGCAGCCCCAUGCAGGCGGUGCUGGUGGCGCCGGGGGUGAAGGACAAGCAGGUGCUCCCCUACAACUGGGACGCGCUCAAGGAGAAGCACGCCGUCGCCGGCCUCAUGCGCUCCAUCGCCGGCGGCUCCGGCGUGCGCGGCGCCUUCUACGUCCUCGACCUCGCCAGGGUCAUUGACCUGUACAUGCGCUGGCACCGCGCGCUCCCCGACGUGCGGCCGUACUACGCCGUCAAGUGCAACCCGGAGCCGGCGCUGCUCGGCGCGCUGGCGGCCCUCGGCGCCGGGUUCGACUGCGCCAGCCGCAGGGAGAUCGAGGCCGUGCUCGCGCUCGGGUUCGAGCCGGGGAGCAUCGUGUACGCCAACCCGUGCAAGCCCGAGGCGCAUAUCGAGUACGCGGCGCGGGUGGGCGUCAACCUCACCACGUACGACUCCGAGGAGGAGGUGGCCAAGGUGAAGCGCUGCCACCCGAACUGCGAGCUCGUCCUCCGCAUCAAGGGCCCCGACAACGGCGACGCCAAGGUCGACCUCGGCACCAAGUACGGCGCGCGCACCGACGAGGUGGUGCCGCUGCUCCGCGCCGCGCAGCGCGCGGGCCUCGGCGUGGCCGGCGUGUCCUUCCACAUCGGCAGCGGCGGGACACGCACGGACGUGUACCGCGGGGCCAUCGAGGCCGCGCGAGCGGCGUUCGACGCGGCGGCCGCCCUCGGCAUGCCGCCCAUGCGCGUGCUCGACGUCGGCGGCGGCUUCAUGGCAGGAGGCACCGCGUUCGAAGAGGCGGCGGCGGUCAUCCGCGACGCGUUGGCAGAGCACUUCGGCGACCUCCCGUGCGUGGAGGUCAUCGGCGAGCCGGGACGGUACUUCGCCGAGAAGGCCUUCACGCUGGCGGCGCGCGUCAUCGGGAAGCGCACGCGCGGCGAGGUGCGGGAGUACUGGAUCGACGACGGACUCUACGGCUCCCUCAACUGCGUCCUCAUGGACGACUACGUGCCGCGCCCGAGGCCGCUCGCCACCCCACGCGCCGGCGAGGAGGCGUACACGUCGACGGUGUUCGGGCCGACCUGCGACUCGCUCGACACGGUGGUCACCGGCUACCGGCUGCCGGAGAUGAGCGUGGGGGACUGGCUCGUGUUCGACGACAUGGGCGCCUACUCCAUCGGCUCCGGCUCCCAUUUCAACGGCUUCUCCAUGUCCGACCUUACCACAUUCUUGGCCUGCUCUAGCUAG